This is a messenger RNA of Trichophyton benhamiae CBS 112371, 357 nucleotides long. RefSeq lists its product as uncharacterized. NCBI's taxonomy places the organism in Eukaryota, Fungi, Ascomycota, Eurotiomycetes, Onygenales, Arthrodermataceae. The record is from RefSeq and is a predicted model, not a curated record. The transcript has a single exon. Bases 1 to 357 code for a protein of 118 amino acids.
AUGGCAGCCACCUCAAUAUUCUUUCACCAGAUGAAUGAAAUGGUUUGGUCGUCUGAAAAGAACCGUUAUACAUCCAAGCCGAGAUACAAGGGUGGUUUAUUGACUGUACGUUUACCUUGCCGUUUUAUAAACGCUUUAUCUGACAACAACCCCAAGGCUACUGUAGUGACAUUUACACGUGGCAAAGUACGCGUCGUCCAAGCAACUAUCAGACCGUCGGAAAAACAUCCAACCCUCGACCUUAACCUAAGAGCUAAAUACACUCUCACAAAGGCAGGGUACGACCAAAAUGUCGCCUUUGACGUUCUGAAAUGGAUUCUCGAUCCACCACAGGCAGAGCUUGAGACGGAGCCCUAG